Messenger RNA from Manduca sexta (tobacco hornworm), 2936 nucleotides. Its product is annotated as protein Wnt-5b. Gene Ontology annotation, biological process: neuron differentiation; canonical Wnt signaling pathway; cell fate commitment. Lineage: Eukaryota; Metazoa; Arthropoda; Insecta; Lepidoptera; Sphingidae. Gene Ontology annotation, molecular function: cytokine activity; frizzled binding. The coding region runs from base 143 to 1270 and encodes 375 amino acids. Gene Ontology annotation, cellular component: extracellular region. The record is from RefSeq and is a predicted model, not a curated record. The transcript is spliced from 7 exons.
AUAUAUAUACAUCGCCUUUUAGACCUCAUUCCUGGACAAUUUGAAAAUAUCUCAAAAAUCAUAAUUGCAAUGUGAAAUAAUAUAACUUAUACUAAAUUUGUGAAGUGCGAAAAUGUGAAUCCGCCAUUUUGUGCGCGACAAGAUGGCGUCGACGAGUGUGUUCAGAUUCCUGGUGCUGUUAGCAGCACUUGUGUGGAUCGUGGCUGAUGAGAAGAACACCACGAGGGGCAAGCGGGAGCCGUGGACUAACGGCAGCUGGUUUAACAUGGGUCUACUAGAGUUCGAGAAGUGGACCAACCAGCCCGACCUAUUCUCCGAGAAGUCCCGGUUAUGCGCCCGGAUCCGAGGUUUGACGCCGGGGCAGCGACGCAUAUGUCGACGGCAUAAGGAUCAUAUGCCGGUGGUGAGCGCUGGAGUAAAGAAAGGCAUCACUGAGUGCCAAUACCAGUUUAAAGAGAGGCGAUGGAACUGCACCGUGACUGGAGAUGAGACAGUGUUUGGACCUCUAACUUUGAUCGCAUCAAGAGAGACUGCGUUUACUCACGCGAUCACAGCGGCUGGGGUGUCGUUGUCGGUGUCGCGGGCGUGUCGGGACGGGCGGCUGGCCAGCUGCGGUUGCGGCCGCUCGCCUCGUCCACGCCAUCUCCACACCGACUGGGUUUGGGGCGGAUGCGGAGACGACCUUGAGUAUGGGUACAAAUUCACGGAGGGCUUCGUGGACGUGAGGGAGCGAGAGCGGAAGGUAAAACGCGGCAGCCACGAGCAGGGCCGGCAACUCAUGAACCGGCACAACAACGAGGCUGGCAGACGGGCAGUGAUAGCGAAGUCGCGUGUCACUUGCAAAUGUCAUGGAGUCUCAGGAUCCUGCAGCCUCAUCACAUGCUGGCAACAACUGGCAUCCUUCAGAGAAAUCGGUGAUUACCUAAGGGACAAGUACGAGGGUGCGACAGAAGUGAAGGUGUCGCGUCGAGGCAAGCUGAGGCUCAGCAACCCACACUACAGCCUGCCCACUGCGCAGGACUUGGUGUACCUCGAGGAAUCACCUAACUACUGCGUCAGGAACGAGUCCUUGGGAUCUCAAGGUACUUCAGGACGUGAGUGCAACCGUACAUCGUCAGGGAUGGAUGGUUGCUCGCUGAUGUGUUGCGGCCGCGGAUACAACACGAAACGUGUGGUGAUCAAAGAGCGAUGCCACUGCAAGUUUCAUUGGUGCUGUCGCGUCGAUUGUAAUACUUGCGUGCGUUCCACCGAGCUGUAUACUUGCAAGUAGGGUGCCGUUAAAUUAGGUCAACAGGGCCCUCAUUCUGUAUGAUAGUGUAAACGCGUAACGCGGCCGUGUCAUGUUAUCUUCGAGAAAUGUGCGUGGAAUGGUAUUCUGUAAGUUAAAUUUCUAUAGUCCUAAACAUGACGCGUUGUGUUACGUGCUUGUUACGCACUGUUAAAAUAACGUGCGGGAUAGAGAAUAAGGCCCCAGAUAUGAAAAUAUCGAUAACUGAGAUGAAGUAAUAUAUAAAAAGUAGGAUCUUUUUAAAUUUAAAACCUGUCAAACUAAAUACAACAGGGGAAUUGAAAUAUUUUAAAACGAAUUUCCAUUUUUGAAUAUGGGACUGAGUACUGAUUGAGUUCGUCUUUAAAACGCACAGAAAGAAAUAGAGCGUGCUGUGCGCAGCGAAUGAUGCGUUUAGGCGCCGCGCAAUGUUUACUUGUUGUAGAAAACACUCCACCACUAUAAAAGCAGUUGCUUCGGACACUUCAGCAACAAGUUGACACGACGAGACGCCUUAAAGGAAUUUGACACGCCUUACUAAAAUUGGUUAGAUAUAAUUACAACUUUGAAAUGCGAAUAUGAAAGUAUGGUCAUAGGAGAAACAUUCUAUAAAAUUGUUUUAAACUUAUUAUUUGUUUACCCUUAUGUAAUACAAAUAAAUAUAUUAAUAAAAUGGUGGACGAAUCUUAAGGUGACCACAUACGUUCAAUUUCACAUCAGUCCAAACUGUCAUUUAGUUUCAGAUUCAUCGUGUAAUACAGAGGCCAUACUAAGAUAACGUUUACAUACAUUACCUAUCGCAAUAAAAAUAGCUACGUCGUUAAAUAAAAUCUAAUCUAUAUUUAAACAAAUUUUGUUAAUGCGUAAAUUAGAAACAUAAGCUAUUAGUUUAGUCUCAGCAUAAUGCAUAUUGAUAGAUUCAAUAGCAUUAAUUAAAUAUUUGGUAAAACUGAUCCAAACAUACGAAUUGACUUGUCAGUUUGAACGUCUAUAGGUCAUAAUGAUUUCUCACCUUUUCGGUUGACCAACACCUCAGUCCGCCCUGUGGCCACGAAGGCUGCAGUCUUCGGAACGUAGGGAGAAAGUAAUAAUAUAAAAACCACGAUAAAUUCUGUAAAAUAGUUUUAUUUAAUGUCUAUGGGUCUCCUAAAUAACAGUACUUAAAUAGAUUUAGAUAUUAUAUCUAAAAUCUUUGACCUAAACUUAUUAACGUAGUAUUACUGCUUGUAAUGUAAUCACACGUUAUGAUCUCAAAUUAGAUUUAAUUACCGUAAUUAGAGUAAUUGUAGUUAACUGUUAAUGUACUGAAAAUCAAUUUGAAACAUUCCUUCAGUGUAAUAUGGCGUAAAUAGCAAUUAGAACGUGUUGUAAUAUAUUAUAAAGAGGCUAAGUUUUAAGAAUAAAUUAUUUAUUUCGAAAAAAAAACUAUUUUACUCAUCGUUAUGACCUUUUCAGAGUUUUUUAAACAGAAGAUACCAUUGAUAUACCUUUCCCAGACUUUAAAGAUACUGUGAAAUGCUCUUUUAAUAGUAUUAAACAUUAUUCCCAAUAAAUAUGUACUGAAAAGUUGUAAAUAAUUUUCGACAACGUUUGUCAAAAUCAUGUAUGUCAAAAGUAUGUUGUGUUGUGCAAAAUUAUGUAUUAAAAUUACAUAUUACGUAUUAAAUAG